AUGGCUGACAAAAAUGCUGAGCUAGAGCGCAUUUUCAAGCGCUUUGACUUGAAUGGUGACGGCAAAAUCUCUGCAACAGAGCUCGGCGAUUGCUUGAAGACCCUCGGUUCAGUCACGGUAGAGGAGGUCAAGCGCAUGAUGGCUGAGAUUGAUACUGAUGGUGAUGGAUUCAUAUCAUACGAGGAGUUCUUAGAUUUUGCCAAGGCUAACAGUGGCCUGAUGAAGGACGUUGCUAAGAUAUUUUAA
Dovyalis caffra is the source of this 246-nucleotide messenger RNA. NCBI's taxonomy places the organism in Eukaryota, Viridiplantae, Streptophyta, Magnoliopsida, Malpighiales, Salicaceae. The record is from the annotation of a GenBank genome assembly.